This is a messenger RNA of Didymosphaeria variabile, 378 nucleotides long. RefSeq lists its product as uncharacterized. NCBI's taxonomy places the organism in Eukaryota, Fungi, Ascomycota, Dothideomycetes, Pleosporales, Didymosphaeriaceae. The record is from RefSeq and is a predicted model, not a curated record. Bases 1 to 378 code for a protein of 125 amino acids. The transcript is spliced from 2 exons.
AUGACAACGUUCGUUCCGCGUGCGCCGUAUACGAAGGAGGAGCUCGCCCAGCUCUAUCCGCAGGAACUAGAGCUACAGCUAGUUCAAGUUGUGAGUACCUCCAAUCUGAAAGAGAAAUGGCAUAAUCCACUGCGGUUCCUUGAAUCUAACUUCACUCUAGCUACUUCGUCAUGGUCCGGCAUACAAUCCCGACCCAUCCUGCAUGACAGCCACAAUUGGCCGUAUUGCAACUCCGCCCGCCAGUUUUCCAGCGUUGUGAUGGCAACCACAGACUGGUCAAAGUGGGAUCAGUUGAAAUACAGACGGAGACUGGAGACCUUUGGCCUCGACGAUGGCCCUGGUACACCGCCUAUCAAAACCAGUAUUUCCAAGUUCUAA